Messenger RNA from Polychytrium aggregatum, 1194 nucleotides. RefSeq lists its product as uncharacterized. The record is from RefSeq and is a predicted model, not a curated record. The coding region runs from base 397 to 984 and encodes 195 amino acids. NCBI's taxonomy places the organism in Eukaryota, Fungi, Chytridiomycota, Chytridiomycetes, Polychytriales. The transcript has a single exon.
CGCGAGGACGUCUGCUGUAGGUCAUCCAGUCUCUAUUUGCCCAAUGCCUCGGCCAGUUUGGAUGGAUUGACGACUGUCUCUGAUGCUAACCUGAUCUAUGGUCUGAUGAUCUGCCUGGAUAUCUUGGCCUUCUCUCCGGGUCCACUGCAAUCGUGAAUCAGCCACCGAAAAAAGUUUUUGCGAAACAAAAAUGUGAGUGGCUACGACUCCCAUGCGCUGAACGCCAUUUUUGGCAUCAAGGCAUCAUCCCAGACGACCUCAAAGCAGCCCGAGGACGAGCCCCCAAGCAGUGACGGCGACAGCGACUCAACCUCGGCCCAGGAGCGCGAGCCGAAAUCACACUCCAAUUUGACCAUCAUCAAGGGGUCAAAUGUGCACGACUACUUUGCCUCGAAGAUGAAAGAAAAACUCAAUGCUUCGAAUGGAUUGGCGUCUCUGAGGACCGCGCGGAUACAGGAAGAUGAUCGCGACAGCGACUGGGAUGACAAGCCGUCCUUUGGUGGGCUUGGAUUUGGAAGCGCCAAGAGUGCUUCCGAGCCUGUCCAGUCAACGGCCACCCCAACGGCCACCCCAACGCUCGCGACGUUCCAGCUUAUGAACGGCACGGGUCUCCGAAGCUUUGUCAAGGCCGGAAAUUUGAAGAUGGACGAACAGACAGAGCCAAGCAAGGAAAUCCCCGCAAACGACCAGUCGCUCGGUAAGCGGAUGAGAGACGAGAGCGACGAAGACGACGAGGAAGAAAAUGACGAAAGCGAUGCUUCUCAGCCUCCCAAGAAGGCCAAGAAGACCAAGAAGACCAAAACGACCACGGGUGACAAGUCCAAAGAAAAGUCCAAGAAGGCUAAAGACAAGUCCAAGAAGAGCAAAGACAAAUCCAAGGAAAGCAAGAAGUCCAGCGACCGUGAGAGGCCCGAGAAGGAGAAACUGAACAAGACCAAGGAGAAGAAACGCGCGAAAGAUGCAAAGAAAAGCAAGUCCGCUUAGGAACGCCAGGGGCACAGCGCCAUUGAAAGAGACGAACCUGGGCUACUCUUGAUUCCACGAACAUCAGAGCUGGCUCGGCGCUUACAAAAUGAAGCGCUCGCAGCACGAAAUGGGACAAUGUCAGCACAGGCUGGAUGAGGUCGAUGUGCAACUGUAUCUAGAGCCUUACGGACAAUACAAUGAAAAUGGAGUAUUCGACCAACGACCGAA